AUGAGAUGUGAAUGGCAGAUGGACAAAGGAACAAGGACAUAUAAUGAUCUGUUUCACCGUGUGAAAGAACUCUGCCGGUACAUCAGCAAUUUUGACAACGAGGCUCAUGCAAAAUAUAAAGAAUCAAGUUGUCUAUUCCACUACUAUGAUUUUUUUCAAAAGUGUCUGCCAUUAUAUCAGUGCCAUUCAGCCAUCCCUUUUCCAAGGACCAAACACUCCAAGCCAAGUACCCAUUGUCCUCUUGGAAGAUAUUCCAAAUGUCUUCAGUGAAAUUGAACUCGGUUCUGGCAAGCACAUUCACAAAAGAAGAAAACUUGCAGACAGUAGAGAAAAAACAAUGAGCUCAGAUGAUGAAGAUCUGUCUGGAAAAAGUCGAAGUCGCCAUGUGGUUGUUAACAAAAACGAUCUUUCUAAUCCUAAUGAAGCACUUGAAAGCUUUAAAAUGGCAAGAGAAUGUUGGGAUCUUCUGCACUCUUCAGAUGCCCUUGACAAAGAGUUUUCCAGAAUUUGCUUACCAUGGAAGACAGACACCUGGCUGUGGUUAAGGAUCUUCCUCACAGAUAUGGUUAUUUAUCAGGGACAACAUAGAAAAGCCAUCAUCAGUCUUCACCUCAUGGCAGCUCUGCAGGGACCUCACUCACCAUCACAGCAGAUUAUGAGUCAAGGAAGCUUGGAGCAGCAAAGGUCACUAAUCCAGCUUGCUGUCUGCCAUUUUGCCAUUGGUGAAUAUAAGCUCACAUGUGAGAAAAUUCUGGAACUGAUGAACUUCAUUGUGCCCCCACCUCAGGAGACUUCCAAACAUAGAGAGGAACAGUCAAAAGUCAAGCCGAAAUCUAGGAAAGCCUGUGACCUCAAGCUGUUACCCUGUGUGAGUAAACAUGUAAUGCCUUACUGUCUUCAACUGUUGGUGGCUAGUGUCAAGCUCAGAGCAUUUUCUGAUAAUCGGGAUGACAUGGCUCUGGGGCACCUUAUUGUGUUACUGCAGCAUGAUUGGCCCAAAGGAGAGGUCCUAUUCUUAAAAGCCAUAGGGAAGAUAUGUCUGCAAGGAAAUUUUCAGUAUGAAAACUUCUUCAACUACAUCACAAAUAUUGAUAUGCUUGAGGAAUUUGCAUAUUUAAGAACACAGGAAGGGGGUAAGAUUCAUUUAGAACUAAUCCCCAAUCAAGGAGUAUUACUUAAGAGCUCUAGCACUACCCUGGGGCUGCUGCAGCAGGAAUUCAUACCUGUCCUACAGGCCAGCCUAGCAACCAGUGACAGGCAUCACACAGUGACUCGGGGAAUUACGAAAGGAGUAAAGGAAGACUUCAGGCUGGCAAUGGAACGACAGGUCUCACGCUGCACUGAAAAUCUCAUGGUCAUCUUACAUCGCUUUUGUAUCAAUGAAAAGAUUUUGUUGUUACAGUGUUUGGCUUAA
Molecule: messenger RNA, 1414 nt
Organism: Staurois parvus
Lineage: Eukaryota; Metazoa; Chordata; Amphibia; Anura; Ranidae
Source: the annotation of a GenBank genome assembly